GAGAGAGAGAGAGAGAGAGACGCGCCCUAAGCGGAUGCUCUGCUACACGCUAGUUUAGGGUUGUCCACUCGCUGGCUCGCGCGCCUCAGAGCCGGUUUCAGCACUACAGUCAAUGGGAACAGCUCUCAUUUGCUUUGACUCAGUUUCGUGACUCAGCCCCGAGAGACGCGUCGAGAUCCGCGCGUGCGUUAACGGGAGUGAGGCUGCGGGCAAGUCGGACCGCAUGCUGGAGCUUCGGCUCGUCACGGACUCACUUGCGGACGCCGAAGCUCGCACAGCCGUGCGCCGGCUCUGACGCGUGAUGGCGGAGUGCGGGCGGAGGGCGCUGUCGCUGCUCGAGGCGGCCCGCUCGCGCUACGAGAGCUUGCAGAUUUCGGACGACGUGUUCGGCGAGUCGGGAGACGACAGCAGCGAGAACCCGUUUUACAGCACCACCGGAGACUCCAACUCGGACAGCUGUGCGGAGGCGAGCGAGAGAGCCAGCGGUGCAGGGGCCGGCGGCACGCGCGCUCCUCCCGGCUCGGCCUCUGCUGGACAUGCGGAGCUGAAAGAGGGAGAAGAGGAGGACGGAUGGAACGAUGCGCUGCAGGACACCGACACCCCCCACUAUAAAGACACACACGGUCCCACACAGAAAAUGCCGGCCACUGCCACAGCCAUGGAUUUCUUCCAGCUCUUCGUACCUGACAACGUUAUUCAGAACAUGGUGACUCAGACCAACAUGUAUGCUAAGAAGUACCAGGAACGCUUCGGCAGUGACGAAGGCUGGACCAGUGUGACGCCGGCUGAGAUGAAAGCCUUCCUGGGCUUUGUGAUCUCCACCAGCGUGCACCGCUGUGAAUCCGUCCUGAGCAUCUGGAGCAGCGGUUUCUUCAGCAACCGCAGCAUAGCCCUCAAAAUGAGCCAGGCACGCUUCGAGAAGAUCCUUAAGUACUUCCAUAUCGUGGCCUUCCGUUCAAGCCAAGGUGGUAACCAGGGCCUUUACAAGAUCCAGCCCUUCCUGGAUUCACUGCAGCAGAGCUUCAGCUGUGCCUUCCGGCCCUCACAAACACAGGUUCUGCAUGAGCCCCUGAUCGAUGAGGACCCUGUGUUCAUCACCACAUGCACGGAGAGGGAGCUGCGCAAGAGGAAGAAGAGGAAGUUCAGCCUGUGGGUGCGACAGUGCAGCUCCACUGGCUUCAUCUGUCAGAUUUAUGUACAUCUGAAGGAGGGCUCCGGUCCAGAUGGACUCGACACAUUGAAAAACAAACCGCAGCUCCACAGUCUGGUGGCCAGGCAGCUCUGUCAGAACCUGUCUGGACGUAACGCCAUCAUUUUCACCGGCCCCAGCAUCACCAGUCUCAGCCUGUUCCAGGAGUUUGAGAAUCAGGAUAUCUACUGCUGUGGGCUGCUAAGCACCAGGAAGAGUGACUGCACCGGUCUGCCUGCAUCUAUGCUGCGUAACCCUGAGGGCCCUCAGCAGCGCGGCCAGUCCCACAUCAAGAUGAAGGGGAACAUGUCACUCAUCAGCUGGUACAACAAGGGCAACUUCCGAUUCCUCUCCAACGCCUACUCACCCAUCAAGCAAGGUGUGAUCAUUAAGAGGAAGAGUGGAGAAAUCCCAUGUCCUCUGGCUGUGGAAGCUUUCGCUGCACACCUGAGCUACAUCUGCAAAUAUGAUGACAAGUACAGCAAGUACUUCAUUUUCCACAAACCCAACAAGACGUGGCAGCAGGUCUUCUGGCUCACCAUCAGUAUCGCCAUCAACAACGCCUACAUCCUCUACAAGAUGUCUGACGCCUAUCAUGUUAAACGCUACAGCCGUGCCCAGUUCGGCGAGAGGCUCGUCAAGGAGCUACUGGACUUGGACGACUGCUCACCUACAGAGUGAAGUGACCGCGUGACCACACACACCCACACAUAGACAGUGACAGCUACCAAACUGGGGCUGUCAUUAUUUACGACGAUGACGUCUCCACACCUUCUAUCUGUGACAAAUCAAAGCCGUGCCAAGUGUAUUUAAAAUCAGCAGCCCUCACAGUCUCUCCAUGAUAAGCCUCCCUCCUACUGUACACCACAGGACCCUGUAUAUAAGCCAUCCGACUGUCUGUGUGUCCUUCUGCUGCAUGAUGAAUGUGAGUGUACGACCCUGUAAAUGUGUGAUGAUUUUUAUGACAUAGUGUUUGUGUAGUUUGAACCCUGUGGUAAACCAUUCUGUGGAUUUGCUCCUGUACGUCGCAAGAACAAUGAAAAAACAAAAUUACACACAGCGAUGAACAGUCCUAAGUGGAAAUGAAGAAUGUAGUGUCAUUUUUACGUUCAUUCAAACGGAAGCUUCAAAGUCUUCCAAAAUUUGUUGUCAUUUUUUAAUAGAGCUUAACUUUGCUGUUACAGUUGAGUGCAAAAGUUUGUAUACCCUUAGGACAACUUGAAGAUGAUUUAUAGCAGAGUGAAAAAAAGGCAAAUAGUGUAUGCUCAGAUAUUAGUAUUGUAAAAAAAAAAAAAAAGUUAAAAAAAUCUCUCUUCCUAAUAACUUGUAUCUCCACCCUUUACCUUUAUAGCUGCCUCCAAUCUCUUCCAUGUGCUCUGAACAGCUUUUGGAAUAGCCCUGAUUUUAAUAUUUGUCUCCCCACAGUCUUCCUGCCAUGUCUCUGUUCUAUCUCUGCUGGAUUAAUUGGCCAUUCUUUUGACAUAUCUAUUAAAAUUCUGUCGGAUAUCACAGCCUUUAUUUAAAUCAGGUCUGUAGACUGAGAGGGUCAUGCCAAAACUUCCUUUCAAACCAUUUUCUCUUAAUUUUUAACUUAAUGGUAUUAUAAUUCCUGUACAUAAAUUUAAAAUGUGCAGAGGUGCCAACAUUUAUAGUCAAGCCAUAGCAUUUACUUUUUUUUUUACCCUUGGGCAGGACUGUGAUCUCUUUGGUCAUUAAGAAAAGGAGUAGGUGCUUAUUGCUUGGAAAAAACGAUCUGCCUCGUCCACUGGCAUACGCACAGAUUGUUUUUUUUCCUCUACCUGCUGGGAUUUCCUUAAUAGCAAUGUUGGCACCUCCGAGUAAAUUUUUAACAUACCCAGAAGCCAGUGGGGUAUAAAAACUUUUGCAUUUAACUGUACCUAAUAUUUAUUCCAGCGAAGGUCUUUCAUGAUUCAGCCUGAUUUAAAAUAUUGCCACACGUGAGUGAAAUAUAAAAAAACAUGCACUUUCCCUUUCGAUUUUUGCACUUUGGAUUCCAAGGGAAAUGUAUAAAACAGACCAAAAUGACAUGACGACUCCAAAUAAAUGUGUAACCAAAUUUGCCACAAAUUUGCCACAAAGAGGAAUAUGAGUUUAUGUGGAUUUUCUGAGGCCUGAGGAUGAGAAGUGUGUGCUCUUCAUUCUAUUAUCAUUAUCAUCCCAUUACUAUUCAUGCUUUGAGAAAUUUUAAUGCAGGAGCAAAUGAGUGUAAAUGAGACGAACACAGCUUGUAAAUAGAUUUCAUUGUGUGUAUCAGGCUAGGCUUGGUGUAAAUGUGAUGUUAGGCUGAGUGAGGUUAUCAGGAGACUGAGUCCUGCCUGUCAUCUGACUGCCUUGUGAAAAUGACCGAGGAAGAUGGUAAAGGUUACGAAAUGGCAACGAGAUGCUUCUUACAUUUCAAAAUGACUCAUUUAAUCAAUCACUUCAGGUUGUCUAAGCUGCCCUGUCCUACACUUCAGCCACUGAUGAAAUGUUCUGACAGGAAUGUGGCUAAAUCUUCAUUUGAAAACUCUAUCAGGACUCAAAAAUCACGGAUGACGUUUUCAUAGUGGUUAGGGAACGUGAAACAAAAUCUGAAGAGUUUUCAGUGACGCUUUACUGGAAGGCUAUCUAUGUCAUAGGAGUGGACAAGUCAGUAGACCAGGACAAGCAGAUUUCACCACCGGACUUUUUUUGUUGUUGUAAAUUAUAGUUGCUUGUUAGACAAUAGACAAUGUUCUGCAAUAGUUUUCAUUUGGUGUAUGUUUAAAAUGAAUGCACUUCAUGGUGGUGCAAUGCACCUUGAUACUCUAACUACAGUGUGCACUUCUGAAUCCCGCCACCUGCCGCACUAAACACAUUGGCCAUGGCACAGUGUGGUUGAUGGAUAAAGUUUUUAAUAGGCAGAUUAGUUAGUGUGCAUGAAUGACAGAUGAUCUUUUCAGAAUCAGAAACAUACAGGUGUUGUAACUGAUGCUCGAUUAAUAUUUUCCGUGAGAUGCAAUGACAGAACACAACAGCUAAUAGCCGAAAAGUUCACCAAACACAAUCAAAUAUUCAUUCAUUUUCCUUAGUCGGUAUUAAUGCACUUAACUAGCUAACUAGCUUGCCAUACAUCAUUAAAUUAUGUAAGUUAAACAUUGCUCAUCUGGCCAGUAGUUUUUCAUAUAUACUGGUGCAUUUUUCUAGAAAUUUUAUUCAGCAGUUAUGUACGCCAUGAAAUAAGCAUUAUGCUCAUGGCCUUCAGACAAAGUAUUACUGAAGAUUCACUGGAGUGAAAAACUAAAAGCAAUCUUGUACACUUGUAGUUUUGCUUGUAGUUUCUUCCAUAUCACUGUGCGAUGGCCACAUAUGACACUGACCCCCUGACUGUGUCAGAUGGAUGCCAAAGGAUUGAUGAUGCACUUAAAUUGUUGGCAAAUAAGUAAUAAGUGGGGAAGGCAGCAAAUUUGUCUAAAUACAAGAGAGCAGCUCUAUCACACUCUACUGCUCUUGAAGAUAUGGACUCAAAACUCACUGAAGCCAUGUCAACUCACUUCUCAGCUGUUUUCCACUUUGGUUUCCCUGGACCUGUUAACUGCAUCACUGCUUUAUUGCUGCCAUCGCCUGCUCUUCAGUCCCGUGUUUUCAAUAGUGAGGAAAUGAAACAGCAUGCUGAAAAGGGGCAGUUAAACAUGGUGCAUGCUCUCUUUAUGGUCAGUCUGUACAAAGUAGGAUGAUAUACGGUGUAUAUUAAACAUAUUUUCUAUCUGUAUAUUUUUGUUGAAGGCAAAAUGAUUGUUUAAUCUUUUUCUAAAUGUCUUUUUUAAUAUACUGUUAAUGUGAUCAGUAGUAGAGGUGUGCACAGGACUGUUUUUUUAUUCCCAAUUCUGCCCAAGGAAUUUUGGCUAAUCCUGUCCUGAAGGAAUUCUGACCCAUCCUGCCUGCUCCUGAAGGAAUUCUGAUCUAUCCCGCCCGUUCUCGAAGGAAUUCUGACCAAUCCCGCCCGUUCCCGAAGGAAUUCUGACCAAUCUAUCUCGCGCCCGAAAGAAUUCCAACCCAUCCCACCUGCUCCCAAAAGAAUUCUUACACACCCCACCCACUGCCGAAGGCAUUCUGACCCAUUUCAGCCAUUCCCAAAGGAAUUCAGACCAAUCCCACCCGCUCCCAAAGGAAUUCCUGCUCACUCACAAAGGAAUUCUGACCAAUCCCACCCACUCCCAAAAGAAGUGACACACCCCACACACUGUAGAAGGAAUUCUGAACCCUCCACUCUGCUACAGAAGGAAUUUGGACCAAUCCCACCUACUCCUGAAAGAAUUCCUGCUCACUCCCUAAGGAAUUCUGACCAAUCCCACCCACCCCACUCGCUGCAGAAGGAAUUCUGACCCCUCCAACCUGCUACCGAAGGAAUUCUGACCAAUCCCGCCUGCUCCCAAAGUAAUUCUGUCCAUACUCGCCCACUCCUGAAGGAUUUUUGACUGAUACCACCCACUCCCAAGAGAACUGAAAGACCCCUCCAUCUUGUCCCAAAAAGAAUUCGGGCCCAUCCUGUCUGAUGCCAAAGGAAUUCUGAACAAUUCCACCCACUCCCAUAGGAAUACUGUCCGAUCCCACACCCUCCAAAAGAAAUUGCGAUUGAUUCUGCCCCCUCCACAAGGAAUUCUGAACAAUUCCACCAACUCCCAAAAAAAUUGUAAUUGAUCCUGCCCCAGGAAUUCUGACCAAGCUUACCCAUUCCAGUCCUGUUCUAGUGCAAGCAGUCCCGUUGUGUCCAACACACUCAUGUUAAUGACCAUGGCCUUUCUCUGUCUUGUGAGCAUCAUUUCAGACCGCUUGCAUUUUUUUUUUGUUGGGUCUCAUUGGAUCCUGGUCCUGAUGCACACCUCUAAUCAUGAGUGCUUUAUUAAUAUUAUUACAUUGUAUAUAUUUUAAGAUCUUAGAGGAAUUGGAAGGUUCUAUGUUUUUACCCAAUUAGUUAUACAUGUGUUAUUGGCCUGCCAAUGAAUCCAUGUUGAAAAGUUUUAUACCAGAAUUAACUGCUUUAAUUUGGAAGUUGUGAAUUAUAUUAUUAUGCCCUUGAUAUGUUAAGUAACAGAAUUGUCAGAUAGCACCUUAUAAUUCUAAGGUCUUGUUUGUUUCUAUUCCUUGUCCUCAUUUUAAAUACUUUAGAUGAUAGCUUUUGUUUCACUUUAUUGCAAUGUUUUUGUACUGCUGACCAACUGCAUUGCCAACCGUCUAAUACAUAGAUAACUACCACUAAUGCUUAUUUCCUGUGAUGCAACAUAUGAUCUGAAUACAUGAAUGAAUGGCUUUAUGGCAUUAGUACCACACUUCCUCUCGCGAUACUGUUCAGACAGAGGCUUGGAGGAAGAGAAUGGACUCCACUGGUAGGACAUUAUGAUGAGUCUGAUGUAAAUCUCAGGACUCCUCUGUCCUUGUGAGAGCUUAGUCUUGAGAAACCUCAGGGUUUUAUAACUACAGUGAUGUACUGCAAUGCAAUAGGUUAUAAACUGGAGGAGGAGAAUAGUAAACACUGCCUGGGGAGCUUUUAAAACCAUGCUUACAGCUGGUUAAAACUCUUAGGAUUUAAAAAUAUAGCUUGAUAAAACCUGUACCUAUGAAGUCAGACCUUGUCCUCAUAGGCUGCAUAUGAUAUAGACAUAUGUGCAGUUGACUGGCAUCAAAGCUGAGCAUCUGCAGUAUGUGAGGAGGAAACCAUCUGUACACAAUUAUUUAAUUAUUAUUUGUUAAUAAUUAAGACCUGAUCAUUUACAUUGGACCAAAUGUCAAAACAUGAUAAAGAACAAUUUAAUAUUGUACAUAAUCUCUAUCUAUGAAGUUCCACAGCAGUGAAUGACUGUAGUGAGUGUAGUGUGUGUUGCUGUAAAACUCUUUGUGUGUCUUCCCAUUGUAAAUGUUGAUGAAGAUCCUGUGUGCAAAUGUUCUGUGUAUUUUUCACCCACGACUGCAACACUCCUGUCUGAGCUUUCCUUCACCCUUUUCUCUUCACCUUUGUCAGUGUAACUUUACACCAAUUUGCACACAAAUAAACGGACAUGGCUCUUU
This is a messenger RNA of Pangasianodon hypophthalmus (striped catfish), 7234 nucleotides long. It is a transcript of the gene pgbd5, whose product is annotated as piggyBac transposable element derived 5. The transcript is spliced from 7 exons. The record is from RefSeq and is a predicted model, not a curated record. Gene Ontology annotation, biological process: non-replicative DNA transposition. Gene Ontology annotation, molecular function: transposase activity. Gene Ontology annotation, cellular component: nucleus. Lineage: Eukaryota; Metazoa; Chordata; Actinopteri; Siluriformes; Pangasiidae. Bases 302 to 1870 code for a protein of 522 amino acids.